Molecule: messenger RNA, 1315 nt
Organism: Ananas comosus (pineapple)
Lineage: Eukaryota; Viridiplantae; Streptophyta; Magnoliopsida; Poales; Bromeliaceae
Product: probable GMP synthase [glutamine-hydrolyzing]
Exons: 4
Coding region: 183-1127 (314 amino acids)
Biological process (GO): base-excision repair
Molecular function (GO): DNA-3-methyladenine glycosylase activity
Source: RefSeq, a predicted model, not a curated record
CGAACCCCUCUCUCUCUCUCUCUCUCUCUCUCUCUCUAACCCUCCCCAAAACCACUCCUUUUUCACCCAAUUUCUAGGGUUUUUCGCCCAAAUCAAUCACAAUCACCUCCAAUUCUCCUUCGUCGCACUGCAAUCGUCCUCGGAUCUCGCUCUUUUUGGCUCCGAAUUUCGCUCCUUGUCCGAUGCCGGGGGCCGUCGCACUGAGGUCGGGGGCAAACCCUAGAUCGAAGCAGAAGAUCGCGGCGGCGGCGCCGGAGCCCGGGACGAAGAAGAAGGGGUCGGAGAGGAGGAGUAGGCCGAAUCCGGCCACUCGGCCGCCGGAAUCGGGCCGCUUCGACGCAUCGGGAGCCGGGUCCUGCUCCUCGGACUCUUCGUGCGAUCGGGGUUCGGCGAAGGUCGGGGGAGCUCGGCGUAAGAAUGUGGCGAGAGCCGCGAGGGUCGCUCCCGAGGCUUCGGACGCGGCGGCGGAGUCGCCCUCGAUACCGAAGGAGCCGUCGUUGGAGAAGAAGAGGUGUUCGUGGAUAACUCCUUACUCUGACCCUCUAUAUGUUACUUUCCAUGAUAAGGAAUGGGGAACUCCGGUAUUUGAUGACCGAAAGCUAUUCGAGUUACUUAUAUUAUCGCAAGCUCUCGCAGAGUUGAGCUGGCCAACUAUUCUAAAGAAGAGAGGCACAUUCAGGAAGUUAUUUGAUGAUUUUGACCACUCUUCUAUUGCUAAAUUUACCGAGAAGAAGAUCAUUCUACUCAGAUCAAGUAGCUCAUUGUUAUCAGAGCAGAAAAUUAGAGCAGCCGUAGAAAAUGCAAGACUAAUAAAGAAGAUAAUAGAGGAAUUUGGGUCCUUCAGCAACUACUGCUGGAACUUUGUGUGCCACAAGCCGAUAGUCAAUGGAUUCCGAUACACGCGUCAAGUUCCAGUGAAGAGUCCAAAAGCAGAAGCCAUUAGCAAGGACCUAAUGCAAAGGGGCUUCCGAUGUGUCGGGCCGACUAUUAUUUACUCUUUCAUGCAAGCCGCAGGAAUAGUCAACGACCAUCUUUCUAGCUGCUUUAGAUUUAAUGCCUGCGAAAACCACACUCGGGCUGCUGAAGUGAAGAAAAGUAUCUCGGCAAUGUUACUAACAGAGGCUUAAGAGGCAGGUUGGUUUACCAUUUCACUCUGCUCUGCUAAUUAUACUUGAUCUGGAAAUAGUAUGCGUUAAGAGUUUAUGUAGUAUCUAAUUUCUUCUUAUUCUGUUUGUGCUUGUAAUAUCACUGUAAUGCUUACACAAUUUGACUGCUAAUACAGUAAUGAAUUUGGUUUCUUCUUCCGUCGUGUUCA